This is a messenger RNA of Eimeria tenella, 291 nucleotides long. RefSeq lists its product as uncharacterized. Bases 1 to 291 code for a protein of 96 amino acids. The transcript has 3 exons. Lineage: Eukaryota; Apicomplexa; Conoidasida; Eucoccidiorida; Eimeriidae. The record is from RefSeq and is a predicted model, not a curated record.
AUGGAGCCAGCGGAGGUCCUCGGCAGCGCGGCAGAGACGACCAGCACCACGCCCGCGCAGACGGCGGUUUCUUCGGCCCGUCCGGAGCGCAGCGAGAACUUCAUUUUGGUCUCGCUGGAGCGGACGCCGCGUCUCUAUUCCCGCAUUGCCAAACGUGUUUUGAUGGGAAGAGAAGGCAAAGAGGCAUUUGACGAGUUUUCGGUUUCAGGCAAGCUCGGGGCUGGGGAUGGCGACGAAGGUGGCGAUUGGAACUGCCGCGCUGCUGCAGGAGGAGGGCUGCGUGACUAUUGA